Molecule: messenger RNA, 3768 nt
Organism: Vicugna pacos (alpaca)
Lineage: Eukaryota; Metazoa; Chordata; Mammalia; Artiodactyla; Camelidae
Source: RefSeq, a predicted model, not a curated record
CGUGGACGCGCUUAUCUCCCCUCGCUCCCAGCGUCCGCGCUGCAGAUCGGCUCGGUGCCCUUAGAGGCCUCCGGUGGCUCCGCGGCAUCUUCUGUCGCUGUGACCUGCGCUUGCCGCGGCAGUUGUGGGGUGGAUGACCGAGAAGCCGAAAAAUGGACCCAGUGGCCUUUGAGGACGUGGCUGUGAACUUCACCCUGGAGGAGUGGGCUUUACUGGAUCCUUCACAGAAGAAACUCUACAGAGAUGUGAUGCGGGAAACCUUGAGGAACCUGGCCUCAGUAGGGGGAAAAUGGGAAGACCAUAACACUGAAGAUAAGUACAAAGACCAGGGAAGAAAUCUGAGAAGUCAUACAUUCGAGAGAGACUGUGAAAGUAAUGAAGGUAGUCAAGAUGGAAGAAACAUCAGCCUUUUUCCAAAUCUUAAUCUGAACAAGAACAGUACCACUGCAGUAAAGGCAUGGGAGUGCAGUGUGUGUGGAAAAGUCUUCAUGAGCCGUUCAUCCCUUAAUAGGCACAUGAAAUCUCACACUGCACCCAAACCAUCCACGUACCAGGAAUAUGGGAAGAAGCCUUAUAAAUGUAAGAUAUGUGGGAAGGCCUUCAGUUAUCUCCAACCUUUUCAAAAACAUGAAAGUAAUCAUGGAAUAGAGAAAUCCUAUAAAUGUAAGGAAUGUGGGAAAUCCUUUAGAUACCGCCAGUCUGUUCGAAAACAUGAACGGACUCACACUGGAGAGAAACCCUAUCAGUGUAAACAAUGUGGAAAAGCCUUUCGAUAUCAUCAAACCUUUCAAACACAUGAACGGACUCACACAGGAGAGAAGCCCUAUCAAUGUAAGCAGUGUGGUAAAGCCCUCAGUUGUCCCAGUUCCUUUCGAAGUCAUGAAAGGACCCACACUGGAGAAAAGCCCUAUGAAUGUAAAAAGUGUAGUAAAGCCUUCAGCUGUCCCAGUUCUCUUCGAAAACAUGAGAGAACUCAUACUGGAGAGAAACCCUAUGACUGUAAGGAGUGUGGGAAAGCCUUCAUUUCUCUCGGAAGCUUUCAGAGACACAUGAUAACACAUACUGGAGUUGGACCUUAUAAAUGUAAGGAUUGUGGGAAAGCAUUCAACUGUCCCAGUUCAUAUCGAAUACAUGAGAGAUCUCACACUGGAGAAAAGCCAUAUGAAUGUAAAAUAUGUGGUAGAGCCUUCAGUUGUUCCAGUUCCUUUCGAACACAUGAAAGAACUCACACUGGAGAGAAACCUUAUCAAUGUAAAGAAUGUGGAAAAGCCUUCCACUGGCUCACCACUUUUCAAGUCCAUGUGAGAACUCACACUGGAGAGAAACCCUACAUAUGUAAGCAGUGCGGUAAAGCCCUCAGUUGUCCCACUUCCUUUCGAAGACAUGAAAGGACUCACACUGCAGAGAAACCCUAUGAAUGUAAGCAGUGUGGGAAGACCUUCAGUUCUCCUCUGGGUUUGCAAAUACAUGAACGAACUCACACUGGAGAGAAACCCUAUAAAUGUGAGGAAUGUGGGAAAGCCUUUGUUUCUCUCACAAGCUUUCGGAGACACAUGAUGACACACACUGGAGAUGGACCUUAUAAAUGUAAGGAAUGUGGGAAAGCAUUUAAUUGUCCCAGUUCGUUUCGCAUACAUGAAAGAACUCACACAGGAGAGAAGCCCUAUGAAUGUAAAAUAUGCGGUAAAGCCUUCAGUUGUUCUGGUUAUGUUCAAGUACAUGAAAGAACGCACACUGGAGAGAAGCCCUAUGAAUGUAAGGAGUGCGGGAAAGCCUUCAUUUAUCGCACAACCUUUCGAGGACACAUGAGAGUACACACUGGUGAGAAACCGUAUAAAUGUAAAGACUGUGGGAAGGCUUUUAGUCGACCCAGUUCAUUCAGAAGCCAUGAAAGAAUUCACACUGGAGAGAAACUUCUUGAAUGUAAACAUUGUGGGAAAGCCUUCAAUUGGCCCACAUCCUUGCAUAAACAUGUCACGAGAAUGCACACUGGAUAAACUGUAACUGAAGAAUACAGGACAGUUUUCUCUUCACAAAUACAUUCAAAGUUAUGUGAAAACUCCACUGGAGAGAAAUGCUAUAAAUGUAAGUAAUAUGGGAAAGCCUGAUGCAGAUUAAGUCACAUAUAAUACCCCAGAAAUUUUACAACAUGAAAGAAAUGUUUUAAAAGUUAAAAAAUAUAUUGUUUUUAUCAGUGGCUCAUUCUGAAACUCAGUUCUCUCACUAUGGAUUCUACUUGUUAAUUUUGCAAAUGAACAUUGAGUUGAAACAGUUCUGUAAGUACUCGUUAAGCAGUAAUACAUUAGCUUAGUAUGUAAUGUUUUUCCUUCCAGCAGCUUACAGUUUUUAUCUAUUUUGAAAUCUGUUGGAUCUGUGGGUGAACUGGAAUAUAACUGUAAUGUGCCAAUAUCAUAUAAUGUGCCAAAAUGUGUAAUUUUUUAAUUGCUCUGUAAGUAAGGAGGCCGUGGGAUAAUGACACUUAGGUAUUUGUUGGGAUUUUCCUAUUGGUUUCAAGCAGUGGGUAUUGGAUAUUUUUCACCCAUUGUAAAUACUCCUCUUUUCUUAUUAGAAAAGCAAGUUUCUUUUGUCAGAAGAGCUGAAUUCCAUUUUCCUUGCUAAUAAGUAGCUGGCAUAAAUUUGUAAGUAUGCAAAGUCUAUCAUAGAGUAUAAUCUCAUUUGACUUAUUAUUUAUGCCUCUUCUCUUUACUCUUUGUCAUUCCAUCUGACUGUGAUUUUGGUAAUAGCCUUUACAUUCAGAAAAGAGACCUGUGUUGACAUCAAUGGCAUAGUUACACGAAGCAACCUUACAUUGUUUACAAGCUUAAUUAUUUUAGAUUUAAAUUUGUAGCUACAGCGUCUUUGCACUGAAGCAACAUUUUUCCCCCAACAACGCGUUAAUAAUGUCAUUAUUUAGGAUAUCUUUUACCCAUAAUACAAUUAGCAUGAUUAUAUGCUAUCACUAAAGUAAACCAGUGGUAUUACCAUCCAUUCAUAUUGAGCACCUGCUAUGUGCCUGUGCUGGAAAUAUAAGUGAACAUAACUGAUGUGGUUACUGCUCUCACAGUGCUUCAUGUCCAUGAGAUUAAAUGUAAACAUCACGUUUCUAGCUACUUUUUAAAGUUAUUACAAAAAUGAAUCAGUUUAAUGUUCAUAACAUUGUAUGCAAUAGACCAAUAAGUCUUCAUACUUGCAAAGGAAAAGAAAGGAGACCUAUGAUAGGACAACAGAAUGUAGAACUGGAGAUGGUCUCCUGGAAUGUGUUCUGUCAACAUGGAUAAUGCUGAGACCUACAUUUUCUAGAACCUUAUUCUCAUGGUUCCAUGUUAGAAUUCACCUCCAACCUCACUUGCGUGAGAUUUGGAAGGCACAGCAAAGACGGCCUUAUUAGUCUUCAGAACCAUGGAAUAGAGAAAGACAGAUGCAUAGAAGUUUCACACCUGCCUGCUUCCAGCCCGUUUUCCUGAUCCUCUGCCCUGCCAGUCAGGAGCAGCUUCAUUACCACUAACUACGUACCUUCCAUUUUCUCAGACCUGUAGGUUUCCACAGAUGGCUCCACAAGUUCCACAGCAAAGAUCUGUCACAGUAGGGAUUUUCCUGCAAGUCCUCAUGUGUCCACCAGGCAACAAAUUUAUUAGACUGUUGUGGCUGAGAAUGUUUUGUGAAGCACUGACUCCCCCCUUCUCUAUAUUGCAUUUGUAUAAGGUCUAAUUUGUGUAGUACACACUUUGUUCUGUUAAUAUCGCUGGUGACUGUGUGCUCCGGAUCCCA